AUGGAGAGCGUUCGCGCCGUCGUCUUCCUGUCCGUCUGUCUGUCCGUGAUGACAUCACUCUGUCAGGGUCAAAGGUCAGCCGACAGCCAGCUGCCGUCUGAACCCGACCAGCCCAACUUUGGAUUCACAACCAGAGAGCUGGCUGAAGCUCUGCAGGGGUUUCUGGAUGAAGCUGAUAACAGAGUGGGUCUCUCUGUGGAGAAGAAAGCCAGCGUGAUUCCUCGGUGUGACGUGGGCGAGCGAUGUGCGAUGAAACAUGGACCUCGUAUCGGCCGACUGUGUGACUGUCUGAGAGGAACGGCCUGCAACACUUUCUUCCUGCGCUGCUACUGA
Messenger RNA from Scomber japonicus (chub mackerel), 333 nucleotides. It is a transcript of the gene cart4, whose product is annotated as cocaine- and amphetamine-regulated transcript 4. Gene Ontology annotation, biological process: positive regulation of MAPK cascade; adult feeding behavior; G protein-coupled receptor signaling pathway. The coding region runs from base 1 to 333 and encodes 110 amino acids. The transcript has 3 exons. NCBI's taxonomy places the organism in Eukaryota, Metazoa, Chordata, Actinopteri, Scombriformes, Scombridae. The record is from RefSeq and is a predicted model, not a curated record. Gene Ontology annotation, molecular function: neuropeptide hormone activity.